This is a messenger RNA of Trichosurus vulpecula (common brushtail), 1412 nucleotides long. RefSeq names its product zinc finger DHHC-type palmitoyltransferase 19 (gene ZDHHC19). Gene Ontology annotation, biological process: protein targeting to membrane; peptidyl-L-cysteine S-palmitoylation. Bases 13 to 1245 code for a protein of 410 amino acids. Gene Ontology annotation, cellular component: Golgi apparatus; endoplasmic reticulum. NCBI's taxonomy places the organism in Eukaryota, Metazoa, Chordata, Mammalia, Diprotodontia, Phalangeridae. The transcript has 8 exons. The record is from RefSeq and is a predicted model, not a curated record. Gene Ontology annotation, molecular function: protein-cysteine S-palmitoyltransferase activity.
CAGGGAUGGGUUAUGGGUAGCCAGAGGGGGGGAGAGAGCCUAGCAGUGGCUCUGCUCUCCCCUGGGGGCCCCUGGUGGAGGAUGGCAGUGACCCACAAGAAUGUCCCUCACUCCUGGGCUCCGUCUAGCAUUUUCGCUGCCUUCAAUGUCGUGCUGUUGAUCACCAUCAGUGGUCUGUUCUUCUCCUUCCCUUGCAGGUGGCUUGCUCAGCAUGGUGACUGGGUGUCUCCCACCAUCACCGGAGUCCUUUUUGUUCCCACUGUGGUCAGUCUCAUUUUUCUCAAUUUCUCUGACCCUGGCAUUCUCCACCGAGGCUCUGAGUGGCAGUGCCCACUGGCCAUCAAGGUGGUAUGGGUGAACAGGAGAGCUUUCCGCCUGCAAUGGUGCCAGAGGUGUUGCUACCACCGUCCUCCCCGGACCUACCACUGUCCCUGGUGCAACAUCUGUGUGGAGGAUUUUGAUCACCAUUGCAAGUGGGUCAACAACUGCAUUGGCCAACGCAACUUCCGCUGCUUCAUGCUGCUGGUGGUCUCGCUCUGCCUCUACACGGGAGCCCUGCUUUCUGCCUGCUUGGCCUUCCUGAUCCGAACAUCCCAACAGCCGUUGUCCGUGGACAAGGCCUUUGCCAUCGUGGUCGCUGUCCCCGCCGCAGCCUUCAUGCUGCCCCUGCUCCUGCUGCUGUGCAUGCAAGCCCUGUCGGUGAGCUCGGCUGAGCGCUCUUAUGAGGUCAAGUGCCGUUACCUGCAGGGUUAUAAUCCCUUUGACCAGGGCUGUGCCAGUAACUGGUAUUUAACCUUUUGUGCACCGCUGGGACCUAAGUAUAUGGCAGAAGCCAUACGACUGCAGAGGGUUCUGGGGCCAGACAGGGCCCGAAUACCCAGAUUAUGUUCCCCUCAGUGGCGCGCUGCCCCUUGCCCUGUCUCUGUGCCUUACUCUCAGCCAGCCAGUGUGUCUCGUCCCUACGCAAUUGCUGUGCCCGCCCUUCGUUCUACUGGUGGUGUGCGAGGCCUUCACCCUACCAACAUGCCAAGACCCCACCCCGCCAAUGCGCCAGGCUCCCACUCUGCUCCCGUGUUUGCCCCUCAACUCUUCCACAUGAAACCGUGGUCAGGGAGAGGUCCCUUGGGGAGUGGGGAAGCAACUCCUCAGCCAAAGCUUCCGGGUGUGGGUGUUCUUCCUCAACUAAGAGAGGCCCAGAGACAAGAUUUGGGGAGCCACUUACCUGGAGCUGGCCCUUGCCUAUGAGUUCUGCUAUGCCGAGACCACCCCUCCCUGGGCUCUCUCCCUGGAGCCACAAUAUGUCGGACUCCCCACUCCCAGAUCCCAUCUGCCCUUUUCCCAUUCUGGCUCCCACUGGUGGGAGUAUUUGAUUCCUCCAGAGUCUCCAUUAAAUGCCUCUUUAUUAACUUCCU